GGCCGGGAGGGAGCGGUUGCGCGGAGGGGGUGUGGGCGGCGGCAGCGGAAGGAGGGUCGCCAAACUGCCGCCGCUCCGUACGGCGUGAGCGGCACUCGCCGGCGGCGGCAGCCCGCCCAUCGCCGCAUGGCAGCUCGGUGAGGGAGGAGCGGGCGAGGGUCCGGCGCUGCCCGGAAGCCGCGGCAGCAGCGCCCGCCGCUCCGGCCGGGAUGCGCUCCUCUCGCCGCUAAGGCGCAGCCCCGCCGCGAUGCUCUCCCCGGAGCGCCACCGCCACCCCCGGCACCCGCCGCCGCCGCAGCCGCCGCCGCCGCCGCACCUCCCGCCGCAGCCCAACCAUGUCGUGGCCACCAUCGAGAACCUGCCGGCCGAGGGCGGUGGCGCCAGGAGCGGCAUCUCCGCGCCCUCCAACGGCGUGCGCCAGCGGAUCAGGAAAGUGCUGAACAGGGAUCUCUUGCUGUCUGUGGCUCUUGGCCAGGUACUCUCGCUCCUUAUCUGUGGCAUUGGACUCACGAGCAAGUAUUUGUCAGAAGAUUUCCAUGCCAACACACCUGUUUUUCAGAGCUUCCUCAAUUAUAUCCUUCUAUUCUUGGUCUACACAACAACACUAGCUGUCAGACAAGGAGAAGAAAACUUGCUGGCAAUUUUGAAAAGGAGAUGGUGGAAGUACAUGAUCUUGGGGAUCGUAGAUAUAGAAGCCAAUUACCUGGUAGUAAAAGCUUAUCAAUACACCACUCUUACUAGUGUACAGCUCCUAGAUUGUUUUGUCAUCCCAGUGGUGAUACUGCUCUCUUGGUUCUUCUUGCUGGUACGAUACAAGGCAGUACAUUUCAUUGGGAUCGUGGUCUGCAUUCUGGGCAUGGGCUGCAUGGCAGGAGCAGAUGUCCUCGUUGGGAGACAGCAAGGAGCAGGUGAAAAUAAACUGAUAGGAGAUCUCUUAGUGUUGGGUGGGGCAACACUAUACGGCAUCUCGAACGUUUGUGAAGAGUAUAUUGUCCGAAAUCUGAGUCGAGUGGAGUUUCUGGGCAUGAUUGGACUCUUUGGCUCCUUCUUCAGUGGAAUUCAACUUGCAAUCAUGGAACACAAAGAGCUGUUGAAAGUUCCCUGGGACUGGCAAAUAGGCUUGUUGUAUGUUGGCUUUAGUGCCUGUAUGUUUGGCCUCUACAGCUUUAUGCCAGUGGUCAUAAAGAAAACUAGUGCUACUGCCGUCAACCUCUCCCUUCUCACAGCUGACCUGUACAGCCUUUUCUGUGGAUUAUUCCUCUUCCACUACAAGAUUGGCCACACUCAGCCUCCCUUCAGCAGGAUGCACUUAACAACCACGUUGACAAGGAGCUUUGGAGUUGCAGGAUGUACUCUAUGUUGCAGUUUUGGAACACACCGCUUCCCACAGUGCAGGAGGCACCCAGCCAGCAGGUAGGUGGGCAAAGCACAAAAUAAUAGCCUUCAUUUUAGCCUUGAGCUUCAAUACAACAUAUUACAAAAGGAAACUGGGUUUUUAAGUGAACAGUUGUGGGCUGAAAGAAAAAGAUAGUUCCCUUAAUCAAAUUACCCCUUCAAUACAAUUCUGCUAUAUGCUAUUCCUAUUCAGCCAAUGGUAUACCAAUUAUAUGCGAGUCAUAAGUGAUUUGAAAAAACAAGUCUGAGAAAAUAUGCUUUUGCCUGCCAUCUGACUAACGGAGAAGAUGAAAACUCUUACUUGCUGAAGCUGUCUCUGGUAUUGAAAUUGAGAGGGGUGGAUGGUGGAGGGUGAGCCACAGGUACUCCUGAAGUCAUUGAAUAUAUCAAGUCACUAACAAAAAAGCUGUAUUAUUUCAGGCUAUUAAAGUGACGUUUAGACUGAGUGAGUGAUGGUAACCUGCAUCAGCUCUUCUUGAUAGAAAAAAGAAACAAACAUAUAAAGCAAAAUGUCUCUCCCAUUUGUAAUGACUUAAAUUAAUUACGGGGUUAGCACUGGCAAUCCAUUCAUAUAGAUAGAGACCAGCUUCCUCUCCCGAGCUCUUCUCUCCCGCUGCCCAUGUUUCCUCUCUGCAGAUUAAUGCACCAAGGAAAGGCUUACAUUUUUUUGUUUGGUUUGUUUGUUGGUUUGUUUGUUUUUUAAGGAAAGGAAAAAAGAGGUUUAUCCAAGGUACAGCUGUGGUAACUUGCAGUUUCUCCUUCUCCUUGAACAAAUGCGUACUCUGAGCUGUAUUUGGUGCAAAUAUGAGCUGUGGCUGGACUGGUUGGCAUUUGACAUCACAGGCUGUGAAGAGCCUUCUGAAUGCUCAUCCCCAUAUCUAAAAUUUUACUUGUACUGCAGACCUCACUCCAUGAGAGAGAAUGGAUAUACAGACCCAGGUGAAAUUUCCUUCAUUUACACGAUCCCAUUGAUCACAUAAACUCAGCACAUAUUCUCAUUAUUUCCUAGGUACUGGUGGGAAGGAAUGUGUGCCAAAGACAGCACAAGAAGGCUUAUGCUGAUACAGCUAUCGGACUUUAGAUUUUGUGUAUACAAGUAGGGCUGUGCUCUGCAAAGCCAGCAGUCUGGCACAGUCUUCCACAGGUUUACUUUAAUGAGAAUUAGUGUUGUAAACUGCUGAGCUAAAGAAAGUAAAUGCAGCAGCUGCACUAGCAAUGGCUUCUCUAACUACUGCGGAAAGGGAAACAUCUCUGCCAGCUACAGCACAGGUAUUUCAUUAUGACAAGGGGAUAUAGGUAGAUUUUGCUAUGAAUGUACAUCAUAAAAUAUCUGGGAGGGGUGAUUUCCAUUAAAAAAAAUACCCCAGCCACCCCUUUUUAAUUUGUACACUUUCCUUGUGCUUCUACCAUACCUUCUGCCCACAUGUGACACCAAGCAACAUUUUCUACCUCAGUAUGUGAGACUUGGAGCAAAAUACCAACACACAAGGCUGAAAAAAGGCAUUGGCAGCCCUAGCCACACAAAGAUCAGUCCUAACUCACAUGGAGUGUUGAAGGCAAGAUGGUGUCUGCAGGCCUGAUGAUGAUGGGGCUGGGGGCUGCCACAUCCACACCUUCACAGGUUGCCCCAGGAUUGCUGCAGGUUGCUGCCAGCCUGGCCCCUCAGUUAACAUUAUGGGACUUAGCUCCUGAGAAAACAAGCUACACCUAACUUGAUCAUGUGGUGAUUUGAGCUGGUGAGCUUUUCACUUUUCACAUCAGACUAGAAGGCCUAGCUGUCCAGCUGGGCUGGGCUGCAACCCUGAUUGUUCUCCAGGGCUUCCAUAUCUUUCUGGAAUCAUGGUGAAAAUAAAGAUUAGCUGUAUUUGUAGAUGGUUCCUCCCUGAAAGCUGUAUUGUGAGGUGUUUGUGCUGGAUGCAUGGAAAUCUAAAGCAGAAACUGACAAAGCCCAUAAGAACCACCUCCUAGACAUGCAAGACAGAAGAAAAAUUCCUCAAACAAGAACACUACUAUGGGUACUUUAUUCUUCUUAUCAGAGGUACUAAUGUUGCCUUUUUUGUUUGGCUUUCUCCUACCACUCAUAAAUGACUUUUCAAAAGUGUAUAUUAAUAUGUGAGGGAAAAUUUUUGGUGAGUUGGCUGUACUGUGGGGAGAUAACAUCUCUGUGAACACGAGAGGUGGUCCGUAUGCUGGAGCAGAGGGAGAAUAAUCACCCUUGUUUGUUUUUAUUUGUUUUACUCUGUUGAUAUUGGCUGUCUUCUGGCUUUUCUUUGCAAAAGCUGAAUGGCGAUUAGGAAUUAUUUGUAUCUGAGGCUCCAUAAAAGAAGCAUCUGGAGCUUGCCAGUGACAGUUUAAUCUAAUGAGAAGUGCCAGGCAGUUUUCAUUUGUUAUUUCAAAAUAUUUUGUUUGGAAGAAUUGUAAGACUUCUAAAUUACCUCCAUCUAAUUAUAUCAAAAUUUCUAGACCAAAGCAGCUCCCAGAUCUUAUGUUAACAUUUCCCUUAUUGUUUGCUUCAUACUUGGCUUGCAACAGACCUAGGAGGAAAAAAAAAAAAAAAAAAAAGAUAUCGCCUCUUUCAGUUCUCACUCUUCAAGGAGAAAAGAUGAGGAAAGAAAAAUAAAGGGAGAAAAACUAUUGGGGCUCUGGGCUUUUGUGUGACAGUUUCACAUCUGAAACUGUGUAUUCAUGAAACAGUAAUGGCUAUGGCCCUUGGACUCUUUCUCUCCUAUGCCUACAGCUGUGCCAGUGUCCUUGACAGCAGAGGCUAAGGGAUCCAUUAUUUUGAUCUGCAAUUGUCACUAACGAUUCUUUUUUUUUGGGGGGGGGGGGGGGAAGGAGGGGGGACAUGAAAAAAAACACAAACCACUGCUACGACACUUGAAUAUGCUGAUUUCCAUGAAAUUUAAGGUGUGGUUACACCAUUCAUUGACAAUCAAAGAAAGUAUGAUACCCAAAUGGAAGAUAGAUAUGUAGAAUUCCAGGCUGCAAUAACACCAACUGGAGAUGAAAGCACAUCUUCCAUAGAAGAAGUUCUAUGUCUGAGACGGUGGUAUUUGUCCACUGCCCCACAGAACAAAUAUUUUUCUAGGAGUCCUUCAUUUCCAGUUGAUGAUGCAAAUGCAAUCAAUUACUUGGGCUUUGCAUAUGCAAAGGUGAUAUUUAUGUUAACAUCUUAGCAUGCAACUGUUUCUGUUGGUAUAUCUUAAAUAUGAGCAAAAAUAGUUUUCAGCCUGCUGAGGAUGUAGAAGGUGAUGCUCACUUAAAUGCUGAAGAUAUUUGUGCUAUCCAGUAGCAUUUCAAAAGAAAGAAUGUUUUAUUUGCUUAUUGUGGAAUCUAAGACCUUGGCUUAGUCAUAUACAGAAACUUGGUAUUUACAAUUAGCCUUGAAUGAAUCCGUUACUCUUGCAAAACUGUAUGUUAGAGCUUGUGUACAGUAGAGCUACCACAUAUUUUUCAGUGUGUCUUGUGGGUGAAACUUGUACCAAACAAGUUUGUUGUUGUUGAGACACUUGAUCUAACCCAUGGCAAUGGCAUGGCCAAGUCUCAUUUUUUUGGUCUUGCCAUGAUGAUGAAUUACAAACAUUAUAAUGAUUUUACAUCCAAAUUUUCCAUGUGUUUACAUCUGUGCUAGACUGUAAAAACUCUUAAAGGACAUAGUUAAAAAUGAUAAAUUGAAUAAGCAUUUGAAAUGCACCUGUUCUUUCCUGGUUUUAUGUGGCAGAGCUCUUAAAAUUUGAAUGUAUUGCUGUAUUUAAAACUAACACUAUAAGAGCUGAAUUGCUCUUAUAAAGGUUUCUUGGAGGUGUUUCACUUUAACAGCUGUUUCACCAGUGAGAUAAAGAAAUGUUUUAUGCAUUGCAUUUAAACAUAGCAGCUGCUUAAUAGAUCUUGUAUUUAAGCAGAAAAGACAACUGCUGAAAAAUAAAGUAAAAAGCACAGAUAAUUCUUGAAAUAUAUUGUCAGGUGAUAUUUCUAAUUCAAUGGGCUGUCUCAUUUCGAAUGCCAGCCCUUUGCCCCUAUCCCCUGAUGGCACCUUCAGACAUGCAUGCACAUGGAACAGCUUGUACAUAAGGCUACUUAACUGACAGCAGCAAACGUUGACCUUUUCUGGAGAUGUGUUGUGUAAACACUAAGCUAAUCCCCCUUGCCUUCUGCCCAGUUGCCAGAUGUUGCUAAUGCUUUAGAAUGGCUCCUGUCCAGCCCUUGGGGGGGAUCUACCUAUGUGAACAACUCUCUGACUCUCACUGUCUUUCCCUGCUUGACUGGCAAGCAUAUUAACAUCAUACAGCAAGUCUCUUUUAUCUUUUUUUAUUUAUCUUUUGGUUUUGUUUUCUCCUCAGCUUUCCAGCUUAUCCUCUGAGUGCUCUUAACUAUAUCCCUUUCAACUCUUCUCUAAUUCUCCAAAUCUUUGGGAAUUUAAUUCCUUGGUUGCCUUUUCGCUUUCUUCCCAAUUUUACCCAUGGGCAAACUUGUUCACUCUGCCAGGUGAAUGUUAAUGACUCUCAGAUCUUCCUCUCCAGUUCAGGUCAGCGUUUUCUGUCUAGAUGAAACUGUCUUCUAGCCUAACAUCAUCAUGCGGGUGACAGCUUGGCUAUAGCCUUGCUCAGUGUUUUCUCACUGGAGCUGCUCACUUCUGUUCUUAAUUACUGUGAACCCACAGUCCUGCACCCAUUGCUCCCUUUGGAUGGGCAUGCACUUUGUCCUGAGGAAAUGCUGCUGCUCAUCCUGGUUUAAUUAGUUUCUUCUUAAAGGCUGUUCCUUGGGCACAGCACUUGAGAGAUCAGUUCUACUCUUUUAUGCUUCUGUUGCAGAUAAUUACGGGGAGAAGUAAUUAGCACAAGCGUUUCCAGCGGUAGAGGCUCCUCAGUCUUACUGAAGUGUUUUGUAUUCAGCUGACACUGGGCAAGUUGGCGGUAUUUGGGGGGUUCUUGUUAUUUUUUAUCCUUAGUACCAGGAAACUAGUAACUUUUUUUCACUUCCAUUAGAACGAUACUCUAUUACCUGAAAUCUUGUAGCAAGUGAAUGUAACAGAGUCUGUGUAAGAGGAGAUACUUUAACCAGGCAUCAGAUUAUUUCGCCCUUUUCUCUCUGUAAAGAUAUUUCUCAGUUCAGAAGGGAUUUUCCCUGAAGAGGCAGAGGCAUGAGUGAGGAGUCACCAUAAAGAAUUCAUUCACAACUAAAUAUUUUUAAUUACGUUUGUGGUUAUGUACUGCCUUGGAAGGAACACCUAGUAUUUAUGUGACUCUCAAAACAAACACCGAAGCUGAAGAGGCAAGGCCCCCGCGCACAGCUCUGCCAGGUGCUGGGUUGUGAGCUGAGAACACCCGUGAGGCGGCGCCGCCCUGAGGGGA
Molecule: messenger RNA, 6746 nt
Organism: Numida meleagris (helmeted guineafowl)
Lineage: Eukaryota; Metazoa; Chordata; Aves; Galliformes; Numididae
Gene: SLC35F1
Product: solute carrier family 35 member F1
Exons: 8
Coding region: 248-1417 (389 amino acids)
Biological process (GO): transmembrane transport
Cellular component (GO): membrane
Molecular function (GO): transmembrane transporter activity
Source: RefSeq, a predicted model, not a curated record